Molecule: messenger RNA, 450 nt
Organism: Drosophila obscura
Lineage: Eukaryota; Metazoa; Arthropoda; Insecta; Diptera; Drosophilidae
Exons: 2
Coding region: 101-355 (84 amino acids)
Source: RefSeq, a predicted model, not a curated record
GGGUUUCUUUGUGUGGUUUCUGGGCUAUAAAAGGCCCAUCCAUCUGGCGGCAGGGAUUCAGUUUGCGAUCACUGUCCCAAGGAGUUGCAACGCGAUAGAAAUGAAGCUGCUGAUUUUUGCCUGUCUGCUGAGUCUGGCUCUCGGCCACGAGGUCUACACCUAUUAUACCCCAUCGUACGGAUACUAUCCGUCGACCUAUGCCCGUGCAGCGGGUGUCCUGCCGCUGGCCUAUUCCCGCCUGGUGGCUCCUGCGGCUGCCGAAUCGCAUCUGUACCACAGCGUGGCGACUCCCAACUCCUUCCAGCAGCAGUACCGCAGCGAAUACAAGCCCCUGACCUAUGAGUAUCUCUAUUGAACAGAGAGAGAGAGAGUGGGAGAGAGCAAAUAGCUGUCUCUCCCUGCCGCAUCUCGUAACCAAGUGAAAUUUGAAUAAAGUUUGUCCACUCCCAA